AAACUAGAUUAUGGCUAGGUUCUUGUCUCUGAUCCACACUCCGAAGCACAAGAGGGCGGUAAUGGCUUCCAAACAGAACAGAAUGAGCGCUGGCUGUGGGCGGGGCCUGGGUGUAUAAAGAGAGGGGAGGGACCAGCAGUGUACCUCAGUCUCCCGCAGCCAGGCAGACUAUCGAAAUGGCGGCACCAGCAGAAAGGAUGGAGGGGGAGAGCUCAGCCAAGCCUGCAGCGGAGGAUAUGACAUCAAAGGACUACUACUUUGACUCUUACGCCCACUUUGGCAUCCAUGAGGAAAUGCUGAAGGAUGAGGUCCGCACUCUGACCUAUCGCAAUUCCAUGUUCCACAACAAGCAUCUGUUUAAGGACAAGGUGGUGCUGGAUGUGGGCAGCGGGACAGGCAUUCUCUGCAUGUUUGCUGCCAAAGCUGGUGCCAAGAAGGUUAUCGGGAUAGAAUGCAGCAGCAUCUCAGACUACGCUGUGAAAAUUGUGAAGGCCAACAAGAUGGAUGACGUUGUCACCAUCAUCAAGGGAAAGGUGGAGGAAGUGGAGCUGCCUACAGAUGGUGUCGACAUCAUCAUAUCAGAGUGGAUGGGCUACUGCCUCUUCUACGAGUCCAUGCUCAACACAGUUAUUUAUGCCAGGGACAAAUGGCUGAGACCAGAUGGACUCAUUUUCCCAGACAGGGCAACCCUUUAUGUCACCGCCAUCGAAGACCGACAGUACAAGGACUACAAAAUCCACUGGUGGGAGAACGUGUAUGGUUUUGAUAUGUCCUGCAUCAAGGAGGUAGCAAUUAAGGAGCCCCUGGUUGAUGUGGUCGACCCAAAGCAGCUGGUCAGCAGCGCCUGUCUCAUCAAGGAGGUUGACAUCUACACAGUGAAGAUAGAUGAUCUGAGCUUCACCUCACCGUUCUGCCUGCAGGUGAAGCGGAAUGACUACAUCCAUGCUUUGGUCACCUACUUCAACAUCGAGUUCACCCGCUGUCACAAGAGGACCGGCUUCUCCACCAGCCCAGAGUCUCCAUACACCCACUGGAAGCAGACAGUCUUCUACUUGGAUGAUUACCUGACUGUCAAGACUGGCGAGGAGAUCUUUGGCACAAUCAGCAUGAAGCCAAACAGCAAGAACAAUAGGGAUCUGGACUUCACCGUGGACCUGGACUUCAAAGGUCAGCUCUGUGAGGUGUCGAAGACGUCAGAGUACAGGAUGCGUUAGAAGUCUAUGUCCCUCCUGGUGUUAGUUUGUCUUGAGUAGAGGACAGGUAAUACUGAGUCUGUACAAUAGUUUGAUGCUCCCCAUGCAGCAGCAUUUUAAUAACUUCUUUUUUUUGUGGUCAUUUUCUUGUUCAGACAUUAACAGUAUUUAAAAGGUCUUCACAUCCUUGGUCAAUGUGAGUUGUCAUGGUGACAUAGUGGCUUAACAAUAACUUGUGUUUGACAUGUGCCCGGUGUUUGAGUCCAACGUGUUCUGGGGACUUCCCAGCGGUGACACAUGGCUGCCGCCCCGCCCACAUGUGUGCACGGUAUCAGUCAGUCACUUUGGGCUGUCUUUGUUUGACUCUGAAGUCUCGUGUCAUAGUUUGUAGAAACCAAAUGUUAUUGAGAAGAAACCUGUGCACCAAACACCUAAGGCCCUGUUAAACCAAAACUAGCUCUGUUUAAAAAGAAAUGUAUAACACACUGCAUAUUUUGUAAAGAUGACUUCAGAUCCAAAUGUUUACUUAAGAUUAAAUAUGGUUUUUUUCAAUUUAUUUUUUAAAUGAGCUGUCAUGCCAUCAUUCAAAAGGUAUUUGUUUUUAGCUGUGGGCAGCUUCUCCUUUUGUGGACAAUGAGUAUCAACAAAUAGCACACUUACUGAAUUUAGUCUGAAUACUGUGACUUAAGUGUUGUUUCCAUGUGAACUAUAGACUUAAAGCCUGCUCAGAAUCAGUCUGUAUUUUAUAUUUGGGACUGCAUUCCUGGCAGCCCUGUGAUUUGUUAUGCCAGACAGGCAGAUUAACACCUGCACCUGUUGUGGGGGGGGUUGGGUGAUGAGAGAUGAGAUGCUCAAGAUAUCAUUGUUUUGGCUUUAAUCCGCUCACCCUGAGCUUCAGUCAUUAGUGCGCCACAGAAGAAGGUCCAUAUCUGUCAGUUCGUCUUGAUCCAGUGGGAACCAUGUCGGCCUGCUGGGAGCUCUGAACCACAGACUCAUUUUCCUCUUGUAUUUUUGUUUUUUGUCACCUGCUUGUUUUUUUUACAAAAAUAAAACUAAUAAACUUUUUUUGCCUUGGCUACAGAA
Eleginops maclovinus (Patagonian blennie) is the source of this 2276-nucleotide messenger RNA. It is a transcript of the gene prmt1, whose product is annotated as protein arginine methyltransferase 1. The transcript is spliced from 10 exons. Gene Ontology annotation, molecular function: protein-arginine N-methyltransferase activity. Lineage: Eukaryota; Metazoa; Chordata; Actinopteri; Perciformes; Eleginopidae. Gene Ontology annotation, biological process: peptidyl-arginine methylation. Gene Ontology annotation, cellular component: nucleus. The record is from RefSeq and is a predicted model, not a curated record. Bases 177 to 1214 code for a protein of 345 amino acids.